This is a messenger RNA of Trichoderma atroviride IMI 206040, 948 nucleotides long. RefSeq lists its product as uncharacterized. Gene Ontology annotation, molecular function: oxidoreductase activity. Gene Ontology annotation, biological process: cellular response to oxidative stress. Lineage: Eukaryota; Fungi; Ascomycota; Sordariomycetes; Hypocreales; Hypocreaceae. The record is from RefSeq and is a predicted model, not a curated record.
CAUCCCCCAUCCUCGUUGUCGUAGUUGACACUCCGCUCUAGACAAGAAACAACAUCUUCUGCAAAGCAAACCACCGCCAUCAUUCAGUUCUCUCAGCUUCUCAGCUCAUUUCUCUUUGUGUCCAACCUCACAACCUUCAACUCCUCCCUCAACCAAAACAACAACACCACAACAAACGUCACAAUGGCCGCCAAGCUCUCCGCCGAUCUUCUCUUCCAGAUGGCCAAGGUCCGUCGCUCCAUCUACACCCUCAACAAGGACCUCCCCAUCUCGACCUCGCGCAUCCACGAGAUCGUCAAGGACGCCACCCUGCACACUCCCUCGUCCUUCAACUCCCAGACCAACCGCGCCGUCGUCCUCUUUGGCGGCGAGCACGAGAAGCUGUGGGACCUCACCUCGGAGACGCUCAAAGGCAUCGUCCCCGCCGAGAACUUCAAGGCCACCGCCGACAAGCUGGCGCUCUUCAAGGGCGCCGCCGGCACGGUGCUCUUCUUCGAGGACACCUCCGCCACAAAGGCCCUGCAGGACAAGUUCGCCCUGUACGCCGACCGCUUCCCUACCUGGGCCGUCCACUCGCUGGGCAUGGAGCAGCUGCUUGUCUGGACUGCGCUGGAGCUCGAAGGCCUGGGCGCCAACCUGCAGCACUACAACCCUCUGAUUGACGACAAGGUUGCUGCCGCCUGGAAGAUCCCCGCCACUUGGAGACUGGAUGCUCAGCUUGUCUUUGGUGGCAAGUCUGGCGAGGCUGGCCCCAAGGAGUUCCAGGACAUUGACGAGCGUGUCAAGGUCUAUGGUGCUUAAGCGCAAGGGAGAAACGAUGAGGAUAAUGAAAUUUUUGGGAAUGAAAAUGGAUAGCAAUGCAUAAGCUGGAGUUUUUCUUUUGAUUGAGCUUAUCAUAUAGAUAGAUACCUAUAGAUAUACAAUUCAAAUUUUUGAUAAAAAUGAUGA